Messenger RNA from Didymodactylos carnosus, 264 nucleotides. NCBI's taxonomy places the organism in Eukaryota, Metazoa, Rotifera, Eurotatoria, Philodinida, Philodinidae. The record is from the annotation of a GenBank genome assembly.
AUGAUGGCGGUCGCACUCCCAACAGUAACCAACGAGGUGCUUAAAAUAACAUCCCAAGCAAUGGUCGAUGUUAUUUACGAUACGUUGGCGACUAUGCAUGAUUUAUUGACUGGCGCUAAUAUAAACUACACAAUCUUCGGUGGAACGAUGCUCGGCUCGAAACGCCACGGCGGUCUUAUCCCAUGGGAUGAUGAUGCCGACAUAGCCAUUGAGGUAAAAGACGAACAGAAGCUCCUAGCAUUAACGGAAGCAUUUGCAAAUUGA